UGCAAGCUUGAAUCCACUCACCGCGUCCACAAUGGCUUCCACUACGCCCAUUCUCCUCUUCGCCUCCCUCCUCUUCCUCUUCUCCAUCUCCUCGGCCCUACGUCCCCACGCCCUCGUCGUCCCCGUCGCCAAGGACGCCGCCACCCUCCAGUACGUGACCCGCGUCGACCAGCGAACCCCUCCCGUCCUCGUCAAGCUCGUCGUCGACCUCGGCGGCCGCUUCCUCUGGGUCGACUGCGAAAACGGCUACCACUCGUCCAGCUACCGCCCCGUCCGAUGCCGCUCCGCCCGGUGCUCCCUCGCCAUGGCCAACGCCUGCGGCGACUGCUUCUCCGCCCCCCGGCCCGGCUGCAACAACAACACCUGCGGCGUCUUCCCCGAGAACCCCUUCAUCCGUACGAGCACCGGCGGCGAGCUCGCCGAGGACGUCCUCUCCCUCCCAUCCACCGAUGGCUUCAACCCUGGCCCUCUUGCCACCGACCGCACCUUCCUCUUCUCAUGCGCGCCCACGUCCCUCCUCGAAGGCCUCGCUAUCGGCGCCGCCGGCAUGGCCGGCCUCGGCCGGACUAAAAUUGGCGUACCGUCGCAGCUCGCGGCCACGUUCAGCUUCCAUCGGAAGUUCGCGCUGUGUCUCUCAUCUUCGACAUCAUCGGAUGGUGUCAUCUUCUUCGGCGAUGGCCCCUACCAUUUCCUUCUAAAUGUGGACGCUUCGCAAUCUCUUAUCUACACUCCUCUCAUCAUCAACCCUGUAAGCACCGCCGGAACUUACGUAGCAGGAGAGAAGUCGGCCGAGUACUUCAUCGGAGUAAAAUCGAUCAAGAUAAACGAAAAAACAGUGCCUAUCAACACUAAAUUGCUCUCCAUCGAUAGAAAUGGCGUCGGUGGAACCAAGAUCAGCACGGUCACUCCCUACACCGUUCUGGAGACUUCCAUCUACAAGGCGGUGACAUCGGCGUUCCAAAAGUCGUUGGCCAAUGUAACCAAGGCCGCGGCGGUGGCUCCGUUCACCGUGUGCUUCAAUUCGAAGGAAAUCGGGAGCACGAGAGUCGGGCCGGCGGUGCCGUCCAUCGAUCUUGUGCUGCAGAAUGCGAAUGUGUUCUGGAGGAUCUUUGGUGCCAACUCGAUGGUGCAGGUGAAUGACGACGUUCUUUGCCUGGGCUUCGUCGACGGCGGUGCGAAGCCGAGGACGUCGGUGGUGAUCGGAGGGCAUCAGCUGGAGGACAACCUGCUGCAGUUCGACCUGGCGACGUCCAGGCUGGGGUUCAGCUCGUCGCUGCUCUUCCGGCAGACCACCUGUGCCAAUUUUAACUUCACGUCCAAUGCCUAGUGGCCCAGUGACACGUAUACACGUGUUGUUAGAGAAAUUAUUAGUUGCCUACUAAUUGGCUUUGUUUUAUUGAGAGUCGUUGGAAUAAAUCUAUGCCCGACUUUGUAAAAUUCCAAUUCAUGAUGUCAUGGAUAUAGUGUUGUCGAAUAAACUGUGACAAAAUAAGUGCUGAAUUAUUAGGAAGUUGUCUUUGUAAGAGAGUCUCACAGCUAUUAUUUUGUCGGCAUAAAUAUAGAUGAAAUUUCUACAUG
This is a messenger RNA of Elaeis guineensis (African oil palm), 1578 nucleotides long. Its product is annotated as probable aspartic proteinase GIP2. Gene Ontology annotation, biological process: proteolysis. The record is from RefSeq and is a predicted model, not a curated record. Gene Ontology annotation, molecular function: aspartic-type endopeptidase activity. Lineage: Eukaryota; Viridiplantae; Streptophyta; Magnoliopsida; Arecales; Arecaceae.